ACCCCAUUUUCCUUCCUCCUCUCAUUCUCAGCUAGCUGGCUGCAAGGAAAAGACACUCACCCUAACCCUACUUCAGACGUACUCACCGGAAUUUCCAAUGGGAUACGGCCGUCUCCAACCCCCCGAUACCCGAGGUUCUUCCAGCUACAUAGGCGACCAAUCCCCGCCACCGCAAGCCCCACCGAGUAAAAGCAAGAAAAAGCUCAUCAUACUCUCCAUUCUCUCUAUCACUCUCAUCGCCGCCGCUGCCGUCUCCUCCGUUGUCCUCAUCGUCGGCAGGUCCAGUCCCUCGGCGAACUCCAGCGCCUCUCUCCUCCACCGCAAGCCGACGCAGGCCAUCUCCGACGCCUGCUCCAAGACUCGCUUCCCUUCUCUCUGCGUAGACUCACUUCUCGACUUCCCGGGAUCCCUGAACGCCUCGGAGUCAGACCUCGUCCACAUUUCCUUCAACAUGACUCUGCAGCACCUCAACAAAGCUCUCUACCUUUCUUCAGGGCUGUCGAAUCUCCAGAUGGACCCACGCGCCAAGUCUGCCUACCAGGACUGUCUCGAGCUGCUCGACGAUAGUGUGGACGCGCUCACGCGCGCCCUGACUACCGUCGCGCCUGGACGCGACGGUAGCGCCGGGUCUAGCCAGGACGUGCUGACCUGGCUGAGCUCGGCGCUUACUAAUCAGGACACGUGCGGGGAGGGCCUCGCCGACGUGAGCGGCGCGGUGAAAGAGGAGCUGGGUCAGAAGCUCAAGGACUUGUCGGAGCUGGUGAGUAACUGCCUGGCCAUAUUCACGGCGACGAGUAGUAAUGAUUUCUCGGGAGUGCCGAUUCAGAAUAGGAGACUGUUAAUGGAGCGAGAUAUUAUGGGAGAUAAUGCCGAUAUCUCCCGGGAUUUCCCGAGAUGGUUGGGCAAGAAGGAGAGGAGGCUGCUGGCCUUGCCGGUGGCGCAGAUACAGGCCGAUAUAAUCGUCUCGAAAGACGGCAACGGAACUUGCAAGACGAUCAGCGAGGCGAUCAAGAAGGCACCGGAGUAUAGUAGUCGCCGUAUAGUUAUUUACAUCAAGGCAGGAAGGUACGAAGAAAAUAAUUUGAAGGUGGGAAGGAAGAAAACCAACUUGAUGUUCAUCGGCGACGGCAAGGGUGUAACCACAAUUACCGGUGGUAAAAGCGUUUCCGAAAGCCUAACCACAUUCCACACCGCAUCCUUCGCGGCUACUGGAGCGGGCUUUAUUGCACGGGACAUAACGUUUGAGAACUAUGCCGGCCCAGCAAAGCACCAAGCCGUCGCCCUCCGUGUCGGGGCGGAUCACGCCGUGGUUUACCGGUGUAACAUUAUCGGGUACCAAGAUACGUUUUAUGUGCACUCGAAUCGACAGUUCAUUCGUGAAUGCGCCAUCUAUGGGACUGUUGACUUCAUAUUUGGUAACGCGGCCGUGGUGUUUCAAAAUUGUAGCAUUUUCGCCCGCAAGCCCAUGCCCUCGCAGAAAAACACCAUCACGGCCCAAAAUAGAAAGGACCCGAAUCAAAACACGGGGAUGUCAAUCCACGCUUGUCGGAUCCUUGCCACGCCAGAUCUUCAGCCAGUAAAGGGUAGUUUUCCGACGUAUUUGGGUCGCCCUUGGAAAAUGUACUCUAGGGUUGUGUACAUGUUAUCAUACAUUGGGGAUCAUGUAGAGCCGCGUGGAUGGCUUGAGUGGAAUACCACUUUCGCCCUAGAUACUCUCUACUAUGGCGAGUACAUGAACUACGGCCCGGGUGGGGCCGUAGGUCAACGCGUAAAAUGGCCAGGGUAUCGGGUCAUUACGUCCAUCGUCGAGGCCUCCAAGUUCACCGUUGCAGAGUUUAUAUAUGGCUCAUCAUGGCUACCCUCCACCGGAGUAGCAUUCUUGGGUGGCCUUUCGGUCUAAGUCUAAACUAGUCUCUACUUAAAUUGUCCCAUAUCCGUAAUUAGGUGAAGGUUAUAUUUUAUUGGCAAGUUGUAAGAAUAUAGUCUUUCUGCGUCUAUUUUUUUUGACAAUAUAUAAAAAUAAGUCGCAUUGUAUCCCUUUUUUGUUCAUUCAACUCAAUGAUGUUAAAAGCUAUACAAAUUUAGAAUUUA
Molecule: messenger RNA, 2091 nt
Organism: Fragaria vesca subsp. vesca
Lineage: Eukaryota; Viridiplantae; Streptophyta; Magnoliopsida; Rosales; Rosaceae
Product: probable pectinesterase/pectinesterase inhibitor 34-like
Exons: 3
Coding region: 98-1900 (600 amino acids)
Biological process (GO): cell wall modification
Molecular function (GO): pectinesterase inhibitor activity; pectinesterase activity
Source: RefSeq, a predicted model, not a curated record